AAGUGCUCAAGGCCAUAGGUUGCAAACCUCUGUCAUUGGACCGUGGUUUCCCGUGCAAUGCCGGUGCCAGAGCCUGACGUGGAAGUGCCUGCGGGUGACACCAAGAAGGGUGCAAAGCUCUUCAAGUCCAAGUGUGCUCAGUGCCACACAAUCGAGCAAGGUGGCAACGUCAAGCAGGGCCCUCCGCUCUGGGGCCUCAUUGGUCGCACUUCCGGCACUUGUGAUGGGUUUGCGUACUCGGAAGCGAACAAGAAUGCUGCCAUCUUGUGGUCGGACAAGCACUUGUUCGAGUAUCUGCUGAACCCGAAGAAGUACAUUCCUGGAACCAAGAUGGUCUUUGCAGGCAUCAAGAAGGAGAAGGAGCGAGCGGACCUGAUCGCUUACAUGAACGAGAUGAAGUGAAAGUCCGCCAAUUUGGUUUUUCCGCCUGCCCAACAGGCAGAGCGCAUUGAUUGGCAUGUCUGCAUGCAUCAAACUGCUGCUGGAUGGAGGCGCAA
This is a messenger RNA of Effrenium voratum, 497 nucleotides long. The record is from the annotation of a GenBank genome assembly. Lineage: Eukaryota; Dinophyceae; Suessiales; Symbiodiniaceae.